Hydra vulgaris (swiftwater hydra) is the source of this 1431-nucleotide messenger RNA. The record is from RefSeq and is a predicted model, not a curated record. Lineage: Eukaryota; Metazoa; Cnidaria; Hydrozoa; Anthoathecata; Hydridae.
UUUAAAAAUUAAAGCUUAAUUUUUAAUUUAUUUGACCAAGGUAACUAGAAUUAAUAAAAAAUGCCAGUUUUUCCUGUAUAUGCAUCAUUUACAUCUGAUAUUCCUAAAGGUAUAGUUGUUAAACCUGAAACCACGCUUUCAUAGUUUCUUGAAAAAGCUAAUGCUAAGUUGAACACAAGUGCUACUAUUGUUUGUACACGUGAGCGAAUGGAAAUUGACGAAGAUAAGAUGCUCCAUGAAUUGGAUUCUAAUACACAACUUAUUUUAUGUAGUUCUUUAGAUGAAUUCGUUCCACAUGUUAUUCAGGAUCAGACUUCUCCUGAAUCAGUCCAUGAUCCCAAUACUUCUACUCCUGCAUUAUUGCAAGUUCAAGAUCUGAACGAAGCUUGUACCUCUAGACCACAAUCUUAUAUGGCACUUCUAUUUGAUGACAGUGUAAUGGAGGCUGAAAAUACAAGCAACAUAUCAAUAAAUUCACCACCAUUGACUUCAAAGUAUAUUUCUUUAACCCAAUCAUCUAAAAAAACAUCAAGAUUGAGUGUUUAUCGUAAGAGGCUAACCUUGGAGCUUCCUGAUUUAUCUGCUCAAUUUAUUGAAAAUCAACCUAACCUAGUCAAUUUCACAUCCUCCACAAGGUUGCAGAUUGUAGAUCAGCUUUUUUUGUCAAUUUGCAAAACCACAUUGUAUCCUUAUCCCGAGGAUCUGAGGGCAAUAGUGAAUAAAAAACUUCUACAGUAUCCAACCCUCAUAGACAUAAAUGGAGAUGGCUCAAUGUGGAUUAAGUGUUUAACGAACAAGUUUAAGAACUUUAGAAGAAACUUAGUGCCAACAAAAAAAGCUUUUCAGUGCAAUGGAAAAAGAUAGAUGUUUUUAAGCUUCUGGAUCAUACUUUUAAAAUACCUCACUCUAUUGAUGUCAACAUCUGAAGCCUUACAACAGUAUACCUUUCAAUAAUAUCUAACUCAAUAUUAUAUCAUGUGUAAAAAUGUGCAUUUGAAUACAAUUAAAAUGUAUCAUUUCUCAGAAAAAUUUAAAAGUGCUUAUUUAAAUUUUUCUAAAAAUGGCAUGUAAUUUUUCAAUGCUUUGAUUCAGACAUUGAAGAUUUGUUAUCAAAACAACAGUUUAAAAAUCAAUCAUCUUCAACAAUUACAACACAAACUAAUUUGCGUGGUUUUGAAAACUAUAUCAAUUUGAUACUGCAUAUUUGUACAAAGAUAUCAUGAGUGUCUUGUUCCAGCAAUAAAGUCGUAUAUGAAAGAUUUGAAAAGCUUCAUCAACUUACAACAACAGACUCUAGAUUCCAAUAUUAGGCUAAAUUUAGAUCUAAAAGGUUGUGACAAAACCCUGGAGAUUUUAUCAAAAAAAAAUGUGUUUUGAGUUUUUAUUGUAAAUGUGUUACUAUUGAAAAAGUUUAUCAAAUUGCAUUUGCAU